Cornus florida is the source of this 720-nucleotide messenger RNA. RefSeq lists its product as uncharacterized. The coding region runs from base 1 to 720 and encodes 239 amino acids. The transcript is spliced from 2 exons. The record is from RefSeq and is a predicted model, not a curated record. Lineage: Eukaryota; Viridiplantae; Streptophyta; Magnoliopsida; Cornales; Cornaceae.
AUGGCACUUGACAGAGGCCAAUUUGCAGAAUUCCUUCAGCAGGAAUUUGGCCAAACUCAAAGGGGUAGAAGGCCAACUUACAGAAAGCCCUAUCCAGAGUUCAUUGAUGAACUUGAAUUUCCUAGGAAUUUUAAAAUUCCAAAGUUUGCAAAGUUCAAUGGAGAGGGUGAACAGUCUACCUUGGAACACAUCAGUCGGUUCACUAUUAAUUAUGGAAAAGCAGCAGCCAAUCCAUGGCUGAAGGAACACUUGUUUCCAAAUGCACUGACUGGAGCUGAGCUUGAAGUAUCCAUGGUAGGCAUUUCCAGACUUCAUCAACUACCUGGAGAGUCUGUGAUGAGCUUCCUUUCCAAAUUCAGGCGGGCCAAGUUCAAAUGUAAUUUGUGUUUGCUGCUGGAAGAAUAUGUGAAGAUGGCUGUGAACGGCCUAGAAUUUAAACUUCGUAAGAAGUUUGAAGGUGUACAGUUCCAUGACUUGUUCGAUUUGGCCGGCAAAGUGGCUAAGUAUGAAGAGCUCCUUCAUGAGGAGCAAGAUAGGAAGAACUUUUCUAAGGGCACCUACUAUCGUGAUCCUAACUAUGAAGUGUAUACCACUGAAACUGAAGGGGAGUUUGAAGUAAAUGUAGCUGAGCUCAACACAAAGAAGGCAUAUACUUGUGAGGCCUUGACAAAACCAAAAUCAGCCACGGCCAACUUGCAGGCCGCCUCUAGUUCCAAGUGA